AUGAGCCAACAAAAGAAACCGCAUGGAUUCGAUGGCAAGUACACGUUUUCUGAAACAGAUGAAAAAGUUAUCCCUUCUUUCUCAGAAUUCAUUUGUUCAAAUGUUGACUUCAUAGCCAGAUCAUCUACUCAAACGAGUAACUUCCAAGGACUGGAGGGAGCAUGGACGAAGCGUUUCAAUUUAAGUGCAAAAAUACUGAAUAUAGAGGGAAAUUCCCAACAUUGCAAACAUAGUAGUGUUAGGGAGCUUCAGUUGGGCUUACUGGCUGCGCAAUUUCUAGAUGUUGCAAAAGAGAGCCCUUUAAAACGGUUGGCAAAGCAAGUAGUAAAAGAUGAUUCCAACAAUUCUCCUAUUGUAUCUAAGACUCUUGAUAAGAAUGAACUUAUUUUACUUAAAACGCCUGAUGAAAAUAUUUCAAAUAUUUCAGAUGAAUCCUAUCAUCCAAUUUCAAAUGAUCCAGAUGAUGAUAUCUUUAUUGAAAUAAAAAAGAGAAUCAAUUAUACUUAUAAUUAG
This is a messenger RNA of Funneliformis caledonium, 513 nucleotides long. Lineage: Eukaryota; Fungi; Glomeromycota; Glomeromycetes; Glomerales; Glomeraceae. The record is from the annotation of a GenBank genome assembly.